This is a messenger RNA of Plenodomus lingam JN3, 1500 nucleotides long. Lineage: Eukaryota; Fungi; Ascomycota; Dothideomycetes; Pleosporales; Leptosphaeriaceae. The record is from RefSeq and is a predicted model, not a curated record.
AUGCAUCUGCCCUCUCGCCAGCCUCUGGCUCUGCCUCUGCCUCUCUCUCUUCUCUCUCUUUUGCUCCUGCGGCUCACCCUCGGUCGUUCUCGACUUGCCUGGGCCGAACCAUGGUUGUCGCGCUCGUUCUACUGUGUACUUGUGUACAUUGGACAGAGCCAUGUACCCCGGCACCUACCUACCCACUACCUCACAACCGCAAGUCUGCCGCCUGAAAUCCUCAAAAGCGAAUUCUCUGUCCUGACCGUCCAAAUGGAAAAUCUGCAAGCACGCACACGAAGCUCAUCCCAUCCCAUCCCUCUCUCCACACAGACCCCAAGGCAGAUGCACGCCGAGACUGAGCGGCCGGACCCAAUGGCUGGCUCGCUGACAGGGAACCAGCCUCUCUCGUUGGGAUGCCUGCCGGCAUACCAGCAGCGCACUUCCGUCUACUCUACCAGCCAAAGCCAGCCCCAAGCCCCAUCUAGACACACGCAUAAUUGCGUCGGCAUCGCGAGGCCAUGUAUCCAUAGCUGUCUUGCAAGAGGGGUGUGCACUCGGUCAAGUGUUGGUAUGCUGAUAGCCCCAGCAACGUCAGACAUUGCUGAAACUUCAGACCUGCCUAGGGAAGAACGUGAGACGGCUAGAAUCCACGUCACCCUGCGCAGCCGGGUAGAGCACCGAUUAUGCACCCGUGACCCAUCUACGGGUACUUGUACCUGUCUGCCACACGCUGCAAGAAACGCCUGCAUGUUCCACUUGCCGAACGCAAAUCCCUGGUAUCGGACAAACCCGAUACGCUUUAGUUCCACGGCCAUGAAAUCUCAUGGCCAGCCCUUCCUGCCCCCAUCGACAGCACCCACCGGGCCUUCUCCGCAACGAUGCAACGUCGUGAGGAACGACACCCACGGCGGACCGCCUGGCUGGGUUCUUCAACCACAGCGCCGGGCACUUGUUGGUCCAGGCAGCACCAUGGCCGCCGCUUCGUCGCAUGUCCGCCCCAAUUCCUACAACAAAGUACAAUCCGUGCAACGCACGCGCACACUAGCCUUGACCUGGCUCUCUAGAGUAGAUGCGAUGCAAUACGUAAUGCACACUGGCCGACACGACGGGGUGGAGAGCUCCCGCAGCCCACACCAGGUUGGCAUCUCUGUUCGGCUAUGGCUCGAGUUCGCCCACAUUGCGCAAGUGGUUUCAGCACUAACGAGGGUGGUGCAAGUCACAAACAGCAACCUUCGACAUACGAUACACAGUACCUAUCCAUCAAGCGUGAGAUCUGGGCUGCAACCUGCACAUGCCCCCUCCCCCAAAAGAACAUCCCAAGAGGCUGUCAUGCUAUUACAUGAGGGAAUUCGAUCAAUAGAGAUUGCUUUAAGUGGCGGUGUGGGCGUUCGACGUGAACCCAGCAACACACACAUAUAUAUAUAUAUAAUUAAGCCUACUCAACUCAACACACAUAAACGCACCGUCACCGCCUUCAUGGCUGUUCCUAAGCCAAUACUCUUAGACUGGACAGUUUGA